CUGGUCCUCUUCCUCCCCUAAAUUUCAACCUAUUAUUUGAGCUCUGCUUCGCUUGGGAUCCGAUUCGUGCAUGGAAUCCGGGAGAUUGGGUAGCUAGGGUUCUGUUCCAUGGGUGGGUGCUGUGGUUUCAUGCGGAUUGGGGCUUGGGAGAUCCCAAUUACUCUACCGGUGGUGUGCUUUAAGUUAUGGAUUAUGAGGUAUUGAGGUGUGCAUCUCCUGUUAGUCAAGGCUCUCCGCAGCGCCAGCCGUGGGUUGUUACUGCGAUCCGAGGUUGGUGUGCAAAUGUUCAUGGAAAUUGGCCAGAUUAGUCUUAGAGACAAAGUGAUUUGCUUGCAUAUAAAGUUGUUUGCACAGUCGAGUUCCCUGAAUCCGGGGCGAAUUAGAUCGUCCGAGUACUAGCAGUAGUUGUUUGGGAGUUAUACAGUAUCUAUGAUGAAAUGUAUUUGGUUAUAGUAUUUCCAUCUCUGUCUAGUCUUCUGUAUUUCACCAUUCAUCCUUUUUCGAAAAUAUUUUAGGCUCAUGCUCUGAUUAGUGAUUAGCUUAUACAUAUCAGAUUACCAGCUACCUUUGUUCGUCAAAUAUCUUCAAGACUCUGAGCUCGGUUACUAACUUUACAUGCUAUUUGUCUGCUUGUCCUCCAUACUUUUGUGCUGGACGAUGCUGUUAACUUACUCUUGGUGUUUCUCUUGGCAGUGCUGGCUGGACUCGCAUUUAUGUUCUCCACGAGCAUUCUGCUGCAAAUACUGGCAUGUGCUUUGUACAACAACUGGUGGCCCAUGUUAGCAGCUCUCAUGUAUGUUCUUGUACCGAUGCCAUGCCUGUUUUUUGGUGGUGGAUCCACACACUUCUUGACAAGCAGAGAAGGUGGAGGGUGGAUUAAUGCUGCAAAAUUCCUGACUGGUGCAUCUGCCAUGGGAAGCCUCGCUAUCCCAGCUAUUCUGAGACACGCUGGCCUAAUUGAGACUGGUGCCAUGUUCAUCGAGUUCACAUCCUUCUUCAUCCUUGUAUGCACGGUGCUGUGCUUCCAUAGGGCUACCCUAGAUGAAGAUUGGUAAAUGCGCAUGCACGGACCCCUCAAGAAUAGCGAUUCCGUGGCCACUUCUCUCCAUGCUAAGCAGAAAAAUUCCUGUUGGAAGUUAACAUGGAUCUGUACAAAGAAGUGUAUUUGAAUCCCCUGGCUGAUGUUUUAUAUAGGCACUCUUUAAGAUCUGUGGUGAAGCAGAUGUUAUUUCGAUCACUUGACAUCGUAGUCGCAUGUUUCUGUGGUGAAGGAGGAACCCCAUCUGUGCAAAACAUGAGCAAGAGCCUGUACACGAUACACCAUACUUCUUUGGGUGGCCGCUACAUUGCCUUAACAUGUUAUUCAAUGAAGUGAUGGAAACUUGAUGCUGAUA
Messenger RNA from Panicum hallii, 1394 nucleotides. Its product is annotated as vacuolar protein sorting-associated protein 55 homolog. Gene Ontology annotation, cellular component: endosome. The record is from RefSeq and is a predicted model, not a curated record. The transcript is spliced from 5 exons. Bases 714 to 1055 code for a protein of 113 amino acids. Gene Ontology annotation, biological process: late endosome to vacuole transport via multivesicular body sorting pathway. Lineage: Eukaryota; Viridiplantae; Streptophyta; Magnoliopsida; Poales; Poaceae.